UAGUUCAUCUACUAAUGGCGCACCACGCGACCCCCUUAUACUCGACAGCUGCCGCGCUGUUGCUGAUACUGCUCCCGCUGUCCGCCGGAGCAGCACCAGCGCCAGCGCAGAUAGGGAUGCCGGGCUGCGACACCAGCUGCGGCAACUUGAGCGUGCCAUACCCGUUUGGCAUGGGCCCGUCUCGUUGCUACCACUCGCCGGGAUUCAACCUCACCUGCGACCGGUCAAGUAACCCGCCGCGGCUCCUCGUCGGCGACGGCACCCUUCAAGUCUCGGAACAGAUCAACACCGAUUUUGACUUGUUAGCCGUCGUUUACACUGACGACAUCAAAAUCGACAGUGGUGGCCACGGCAGGCUGGGCGGCGGGCUCAGCGACGACGGGCCAUACGUGCUGUCGCGGUACAAGAACCAGCUCAUCCUUUUGGGCUGCAACGUGCGCGCGACGUUGAAGAACGGCAACAUCACCAUGAGCAGCUGCUCCUCCCUGUGCCCGAACGACUACGAGGGGCUCUCGUCCGAUUCCGACGAAAGGCUGUCCAGGCCGGAUAGAAGCAUGUCCUGCUCCGGCAUUGGGUGCUGCCAGGCGCCCAUCGUCGUCUACCGCGAGGUACUGGCUGGAUCAAACGAGAUCGUCCCAAUCACGUCGUACGACGUGGAGCUAGAGUCCUUUGGGUGGAACCGCAGCGAGGCCCAGCUGUGGCCGCCGCGCGUGUUCAUCGCCGAGGAAGGCUGGCUUGCGACAUGGAGCCUCUCACACCAGCUCUCUACGCGCGGCGUGUCGAUGGAAGUUCCCAUCUGGCUCGGCUGGGAGGUCAUCGAUGACCACCAGGACGACACAGAUCAGCUGCAGCGGUCGUCCUCGCCUGCGUCGGCGUCAGAGUGUUCUAGGGAUGCGGCCAACAGUGUCUGCAAGAGCAGCAACGCGGACUGCAGAAAACACCAAAGAGGCGGCUACACGUGCUCCUGCAAGUCUGGUUACGAGGGCAAUCCCUACAUCACCAACGGAUGCCAAGACAUCGACGAGUGCAAGGAUUUAGAAUUUUACAAGUGUUAUGGUCAAUGUACCAAUAUGGAUGGUUUAUUUCAGUGCCAGUGCCCACAUGGGACCCAUGGCGACCACUCCACGCCCGGUGGUUGCUUCAGUUUGCUGGGAGGUAAUUGUAUCACAUCAUGCGGCAACUUGAGUGUGCCAUACCCGUUCGGCAUUGGGCCGCCCAAGUGCUAUAUGCCAGGUUUCAACCUCACCUGUGACACAAACCACCAACCUGCGCGACUGAUGCUUGGCACACUUCGAGUUGUUGACUUCUCUCUCCGCAACAACACGAUGCGAGUUAUCAAUGCUGACCGAGUCAAUAAUUUCUUUAUCGGUGAAAGCAUUCACGACAUCAUUUAUGAGAUGGGUUAUGGAGAGGUGGUGCCCUACUCGUUGUCAACCAUCGAUGAAUUUAUCCUCAUCGGAUGUGGCGUGCAGGCGGUGUUGUCCAACACUGAAAACAACCGGGUCAUCCUCAGUAAUUGCUCCUCCUUCUGCCCGUCAAACAAGAGCGGAAGCUACAAUGCCACAACAGCUGCUAGUUUCGGUGACAGCGAGUACUGCUACGGCAUGGGUUGCUGCCAGGCACACAUAUCGAAGUCGAGGAAUGGCAUGCCCAGUGAUUUCUCGAUUGAUUGGAUAGAUCCUAACAUUGCCUCCGAUGGGUCAUUUCCACAGGCAUAUGCGUUCAUCGCAGAGGAAGGGUGGUUGAACAAGCGUUGGCUCUCUGCCCGGCUUCCAUUAGCGCCGUUCACAAACGAUCCAGCACCCCAACUUGAGGUUCCCAUUGUUCUAGAUUGGGAGGUCUUACAAUUGCAGCGUGGCAUCUCGCACCAGCCAACCAAUGUGAGCUCAUCGCUGCGUCAACAACAAUAUCUCAAGUGUCCUGGCAUCUGUAGCAGCAAGAAUAGCAUCUGCAAACAAAUGACCAGAGGCUAUUCAUGCCACUGUAGUGAGGGUUACGACGGCAAUCCCUACCUUGACGGAUGCAAAGGCGGUGUGCACAAAGACUUUAAAGGUAUGAGCACUGGAGCUGCUGCUGGAGCGGGGCUCGUACUUCUGUUUCUUAUUGGAUUUUUCAUUGCUAAGAAACUAAAACAGCGGAGGGCUCAAAUGUUAAAAUGUAAGUUCUUCCACCAAAAUCGUGGACAAUUGUUGCAACAGUUGGUACCCCAAAGUGCUGGUAUUGCAGAAAGGAUGAUCAUAACAUUGGAAGAGUUAGAGAAGGCGACCCGUCAUUUUGACAAAGAUCUCGUGGUUGGCGGAGGAGGUCAUGGUAUUGUUUACAAAGGGAUACUGUCAAACCAACAUAUUGUAGCCGUCAAGAAACCCAAGAAGGUGUUGAAGAAUGAGAUCAAUGAAUUUAUAAAUGAGGUAGCUAUCCUAUCACAAAUUAACCAUAGAAAUGUAGUAAAACUCUAUGGUUGCUGCCUUGAAACUGAAGUCCCAAUGUUGGUCUAUGAGUUCAUAUCUAAUGGGACACUUUACGAGCAUCUUCAUGUCCAAGGACCAAAAUCAUUAUCUUGGGAUGACAGGUUGCGGAUAGCCAUUGAGGCACCAAAAUCACUUGCAUAUCUUCACUCGGCUGCAUCAACACCUAUCAUUCAUAGAGACAUCAAGUCUGCUAACAUACUUUUGGAUGAUACUCUGACAGCAAAGGUAGCGGAUUUUGGAGCUUCCAGGUAUAUUCCAAUGGAUAUAUCUGGGGUUACAACAAGGGCUCAAGGUACGAGAGGGUAUUGGGAUCCUAUGAACUUUUACACAGGGCGAAUAACUGAGAAAAGUGAUGUCUAUAGCUUUGGGGUCAUCCUUGUGGAGCUGCUAACUAGAGAGAAACCAUUUUCAUAUUUAUCAUCAGAUGAAGAGAGUCUUGUUUCACAUUUUGCCAGCUUGUUUGAAAAAGGGCAACUGCUGCAUAUAUUAGAUCCACAAGUCAUGGAGGAAGGAGGGAACGAAGUUGAAGAAGUAGCAAGUAUCGCGGUAGCUUGUGUAAAGUUAAGGAGAGAGGACCGCCCAACCAUGAGACAAGUGGAGUUGACACUGGAAGGCACACAUACAUUACCGAGGCAAACUUCAGAUAAUGCAUCUCCAUCCACAAAAGUUGAAAGCAACACUAAGGGAUCGACCAGACAUUAUAGUAUGGAACUUGAGUUCCGACUAUCUGCGGAGCACCCUCGGUAGUUUUCCUUACAUGCAAAAUAAAUGGAGAUAUUGAAAUUCUAUGUUAGUGAUUUCCAUGCAUUUAGUUGGCUUAUACAAAUGUGCUCUCAAGAGUGCUUUAUUUUGUUGUACCAGGCCUACUUAGUGUAAGCUACCUAUUUUUGUCGAACACACGCAGCAGAAGAAAUAAAGCAAGACUAGAGCCCUGCUUCUUGUGA
Molecule: messenger RNA, 3412 nt
Organism: Triticum aestivum (bread wheat)
Lineage: Eukaryota; Viridiplantae; Streptophyta; Magnoliopsida; Poales; Poaceae
Product: wall-associated receptor kinase 5-like
Exons: 5
Coding region: 15-3215 (1066 amino acids)
Biological process (GO): cell surface receptor signaling pathway; protein phosphorylation
Cellular component (GO): plasma membrane
Molecular function (GO): protein serine/threonine kinase activity; calcium ion binding; ATP binding
Source: RefSeq, a predicted model, not a curated record